Messenger RNA from Botrytis porri, 540 nucleotides. RefSeq lists its product as uncharacterized. The record is from RefSeq and is a predicted model, not a curated record. The coding region runs from base 205 to 540 and encodes 111 amino acids. The transcript is spliced from 3 exons. NCBI's taxonomy places the organism in Eukaryota, Fungi, Ascomycota, Leotiomycetes, Helotiales, Sclerotiniaceae.
GUCCUGAUUCUUUUUAAUUCUGUCUAGCUACCACUUUGAAUUCCACCAUACUCCGUAUAUCCUGAGACAUCAUGGGUUAAAGGAUUUCUAAUACGACUGACGUCGUCUGGUACCUUCCCACUACCGAGCACAAGUUAAAGCCAGAGACUAGAGAUUUUCUCUAAACCUACAGCAAUAUCCCACCCACUGAAAUCCUACCUACAGAUGUUAACUCAAUCCGCGAAAAGGCAUGGGGAAUCCGUUCUCACGUGUGCACUGGAUAGCAAUGUUUCUUACUCUUACCAUCUUCCGACAUCGGAAAUACGACACAAUUCUCGCAUGUCACGUCUUAAGAACGGGUCGACUUUGGUAUAUGUGGGAAUUUAUAUCGUUAAGACUUGCGUAGAGUUGUGUUGGACGGUGCGCCCUGCACCAAUUUUCAAUCAUGUGGAUCUGGGAUUCAAAACGUUGCGCGGUCAUGAGAAGUUCCAUGCUCAUUACAUUGAAAGUGAUGUCCAUCCUAAUCCGGGUGUGAAGGAAUUGGACGGGAAUUGGGUAUAA